Encephalitozoon hellem ATCC 50504 is the source of this 3051-nucleotide messenger RNA. RefSeq names its product structural maintenance of chromosomes protein. Lineage: Eukaryota; Fungi; Microsporidia; Unikaryonidae. The record is from RefSeq and is a predicted model, not a curated record. The coding region runs from base 1 to 3051 and encodes 1016 amino acids. Gene Ontology annotation, biological process: mitotic sister chromatid cohesion. Gene Ontology annotation, cellular component: chromosome. The transcript has a single exon. Gene Ontology annotation, molecular function: ATP hydrolysis activity; double-stranded DNA binding; protein binding.
AUGCACAUCAAGCAGAUAAGGCUGAAAAACUUCAAAAGCUUUAAGGAUGAGACAUUGAUACCAUUAUCAGAGGGUGUUAACAUUGUUGUUGGACGAAAUGGGAGUGGGAAAAGCAGUAUUGUAUCUGCAAUCCGUUUUGUAUUGUGCGGAGAGAAGUAUAGCUGCGAGUCAAGAAUGGAGCUUAUCCACGAAGGGAUUAGGGCCAGUGAGGAGGAGGCAAGUGUUGAGAUUGUAUUUCACGAUGAGACAAGGGAGUUUGAGGAGAAGGGGCUUAGUGUCAGAAGAGUUGUGGGAAUCAAAAGAGAUGAGUACAUGCUAGAUGGAAAGGUUAUGUCGAAAGAGGAAAUUGCGGGAUUACUCCAAAGCCGUGGGUUCACGACAGAUAGUCCAUACUUUAUUGUUUUACAAGAAGAGGUAUCUGAGUUUGCAAUUCUUAGUGACAAAAAAAGAUACGAAUUGAUGAAAGAUGUUGCAGGAGUGUCUGGAUAUGAAAGAGAUAGGGAGAAUAGCAUGUCUAUGCUUGAGGAGACGAGGAUAGGCGAAAACAAAAUUGAGCUAUUAUUGGAUAAGAUUGAAGAAAAGCUAAGAGGAUUCGAAAACGACAAGAGGGAGGCGGAAUUAUGUUUGGAGUUAAAGAAGGAGAAGAGAAGGCUUGAGUAUGGAUAUAUUGAGAGGGAGGUUGGAGAGAUUAACAAGGAAAUCUCGAGUAUUGAGAGCCUUGUAUCUAAUGACCUUGAGGAAAGUUCUGAGGAACAUGAGGACUAUGGAUGUGAGAUUAGGGAAAUAGAGAAUAGGCUAGUAGGCCUUAUUAGUAGGAGAAAGGAGCUGUAUGCUGAUGAGAAGUAUAAGGAAAAGGAAUGUGAGAUUGAAGAGGAGAUGAGAAAGAUUGAAAAGAAAAGAAGCGAUUUUUGUGAGAUUGAAAAAACUGAGAAGAGGAAUCUGAUGAAUCUUAGAAGGGACGAGAAGGAGAACUUUGUGAAGUCAGGGUACAUAAAAUAUCUGGUGGGGUUUCUCGAGACUUUAGGCAAUAGAGAGGUGAGGCCUGAGGAAAUAGAGGCAGCUAGAGAGGCUUUGAAGCAAAAAAUAGAAAGACUAAAAGCUUUUGAUGGACCUGAGAGUUCUAAGGCAGUGAAGGCUGAGGAAAGGAAGAAUCUUGAGGAGCUCAUUGAAAAGAGAAAGUAUCUAUGGAGGGAGGAAAGAAGACUUAAACUUUCUGAAGAGUCAAUAGCAGAAGUCAUUAAGUCGCAGGAAGAUAGACUUAUUGUGAUGGGUAAUGGUGGGGUAGAUGCAUAUAGGCAGAUAAAGUGCGAAAAGGGGGUUCUGGGAUAUGUAUAUGACUUGAUAAGUGUUCCCAAUGAGUUAGCAAGUGCCUUCGAGGCGGUUGUGGGAAAUGCCCUAUUCAAUAUAGUUGUUGAGAAUGAGGAAGUAGCAUCGAAUGUAUUAAGAAAGAUGAAGGAUUUAAGAUCAAGAAUAACUUUCAUGCCGCUCAAUAGAAUUAAGUAUAAGGAGGAGGACGAGGUGAAGGAUCCAAAUGUUAUUUCGUUGACAUCGCAGUUGAAAUGCAAUCAUAAAUAUAAGGCUCUUCUUGGAUACAUUACAAGAAGCUUCUAUCUUUGCCCGGACUUGAAGCAGGCACUUUACUCAUCCAAGAAGUAUGGGAUUAAUGUUGUUACGCUUUCCGGAGAAAUAGUGACCAGAGAAGGGCCUAUAACCGGCGGAUACGAAAGAAGAAACAUGGCAUUCCAGGAAUACAAGAAGAUUUGCAAGGAAGCGAGAAGAAUGAAAGGAGAAAUUGCCCGAAUACAGCAUGACCUCAGGAAGAUAAGCGGAGAAAUUGAAGAGGCAAGGAUGUAUAGGGAGGAAUCUGGAGAUGGAUCCAGGUACCAUGAGAGCCUGAAAUCUGGCGUCUUAUUUCUCCAAGAAAAGAUAGAAAUACUAGAGAAGAUUAUCAAGGAUGGGCUUGAUAGAGACAAGAUUAGUGGAAGACUCCGAAGAUUAAGAGAAGAGGAAAAGGAUUCACUGCUCAAAAGCAUAUGGAUCGCUGGAGAAAUCAAGAAAGUUGAUAUGAGAAUAAAGGAAGCCAGAAUUGAGAUAAAGAGGGUGAAUGACAGUAUGGGACACCUUAAGGAAGAAUUGGAAAAGUCUAAGAUGUAUAAAGAGGCAAUUGAAAUUGACAAGAAGAUCUUAGAAUUAAAAGAUAGGAGAAGGGUUGCUAAGGAAAUGAUGUUCAACGAGGACAACAUGGGGCUAUUUGCAAGGCCCAAGAAGAUAAAUAUUGAAAUGGAAAAGCUGAUGAGGAGAAAACACAUGCUGAUAAACAAAAGAAACGAAUUGUGUGAGAAGAUAGGCGUCUCUGAUUUCAAGAAUUUAGAAAGGCUAUUUCCUGACAAGGGGAAAGAAGAAAUAAUGGAGGAGAUAGCUAGGAUCAACGAAAGGAUCCGAGGGCUUUCGCUAGUUAACAGAACCGCAGUAUCUCAAUGGGAAAGCUAUAUAGGGCAGAAAGAUUCUAUGAGGAAAAAGUUAGAAGAUAUGAAGUACGACAAGAAGUGUAUACUUGAUUUUAUGGCGGAGUUAGACUCUAGAAAGGAAGACACUAUGAAAAAAGCUAUAGAAAUAGUAAAGGAAGGGUUUUCAGAGUUCUAUUCAAGGCUUACGAAUGGAGGCACAGCAGAGCUUUACUCGUACGAGUCCGGUAUAGGCGUUAGAGUAGGGGAAGGCACUAGUACAAAUCUGCUCAGUGGGGGACAGAAGGCUUUAGUGGCAUUAUGCCUGAUAUUUAGUAUGCAAAAAGUAAGUCCAUCGCCUUUAUAUGUACUUGAUGAAAUUGAUGCUAACUUAGAUUCGCAAAGUAGGGAAAGGGUUUCUGCGUUGAUAAGGGAAAUGAGCAUGACAUGCAAAAAUCAGUUUAUAGUAACAACUUUUAGAAAGGAGCUACUAAAUUGCGGAGAUAAGUAUCUCAAUGUCGAGUUCCAGGAAAAAAGAAGUAAUGUCAGGGAGAUUGAUGUGGUAGCAGCCCAUAAAUUUCUUGAAGAAGGGCUGGGCGAAAGAUAA